AUAAAGAAUUCGAAGAGAUUGUCGAGGGACAAAGAGAAAUUGAAGUGACAGCAUCAGAAGGAAAAUCAUUGCAAGAAAAUAGGGUCAUAACUGUGCGCAACAAAUCCUUGACAUUUGAUGUAGAUAAAGAAUUCGAAGAGAUUAUCGAGGGAAAAAAAGAAAUUGAGGUGAAAGCAUCAGGAGAAUCAUUGCAAGAAAAUAGAAUCACAACUGUGCGCAAAUCCUUGACAUUUGUUGGAUUGUUUAAAGGCCCAUUUUAUAGAAAGAUGGCGUUAAUUUGUCUGGGUUUGUCAGCGUUGCAACAGUUGUGCGGGAUUAAUGGGAUCAUUUUUUAUAGUACUGCGAUCUUUUCAAAUGCCUUUCAUGAAAAGGCGAAAUAUGCAACUCUUGGAAUAGGUGCCAUAAUUGUAAUCGCCACUGCUGUUUCUCUCGGACUGAUUGAUAAGAAAGGACGAAGACCACUUUUGCUCUCAUCCGAACUCGGAAUGUCUGUCUGUUCGAUUCUUAUUGUCUUUGGAUUCUUGUUCAAAAUAAAUGCUCUCGUCAUUGUCGCCGGCAA
Ambispora gerdemannii is the source of this 559-nucleotide messenger RNA. Lineage: Eukaryota; Fungi; Glomeromycota; Glomeromycetes; Archaeosporales; Ambisporaceae. The record is from the annotation of a GenBank genome assembly.